This is a messenger RNA of Ophidiomyces ophidiicola, 984 nucleotides long. RefSeq lists its product as uncharacterized. The record is from RefSeq and is a predicted model, not a curated record. The transcript is spliced from 3 exons. NCBI's taxonomy places the organism in Eukaryota, Fungi, Ascomycota, Eurotiomycetes, Onygenales, Onygenaceae. The coding region runs from base 1 to 984 and encodes 327 amino acids.
AUGGCGAGCCGAUUUGAAUCUUUCCGCGAUCGCUUCGCAUCUCUUGUUCGAUCACCGGAGCCCACGGGCCACGCCGUUGUCCGGCCUGUCUUGAAGCCAGCAGGCCGUGGAUCGAAAUUUCGACGAUUAUUUUUUCCUUCUACAAAAGAGCCUCGUUUUACUACGCACACUAUAUCUGGAGCGCUGGAGGGGCCGUCGAAUACAACAAUUUCCACUAUACCGGAAACAACGGAACAGCACCAAGGGACGCAAACACCCCCAAAUAAUCAUGAAGAACAAACGACGGGGGUCGGCGACGAGCAACCGCAAAAUGCUAGGUGGAUAAGGCAGCCACGCAAAAGAAGACGGAUUGCUGGGCGAUUUCGUCUUAGUCCCGGGUUUGGAACGAGAGAAGCGAAGAAAAAAAUGAUGAGUUGUGUGAUAUCAGGCUCAAUUCUUGCGGUAGUAUUGGCAGUUUACAUGGCCCUUACGUUGACUACGACGAUUACGGGCCGCGAAUUUCAUAUAUUUCUUAUCCUUAUGUUAAUGAUGCUUACGAUGUAUUUCUGUCACUCAUUCAUUCGACUUUUUAUUAUUGCUUCUCGAGGCCCGGAUGAAGAAUUCGGUAGACGGAUGAGAUUUGCGGAGCUCGAUCAUCCGAUCCCUGUACGAUUUGCCCGCGACGAAGAGAUAGCAGCCGGAGACGCAGAAGAUAACAACCAAAAUACUCACCUUGCGGCGCCACCUCCGGCAUAUGGUCUAUGGAGAGAGAGUAUGAGAAUAAACCCAAAUAUGAUUUAUUGGCAACGUGUGGAGCAACCAGAAUCCCCACAAGUUGAAGAAUCCCGACCUGCAACGGCCAAUCGACCUCCGAGCUAUGUCUCUGACGAUGGCGUUCAAUAUGUUGUCGAGGUACAGCCUCGUUCGCUCACGCGACCAACAUCGCAUAUGCCCGAUAUCCCUGUGAUAGUUCUCCCCGAAGAAAGCAAUAUUCAACGACACUAG